AUGACACAAAGAUAUACCAUAAACCAGAACUCCUCGCUACGCGACCGCUCCGCCCUAUUCAACAACCACUCUUCAACUCCAUAUUCCUCCUACCCAAGCAGUCGGAGCGCCUCCCCCUACCUCGCCCAACAACCAUCAAACCGCACCGCAGACGAAUUAGAGUCUCAGAAUGACGAAGCGAUAGAAGGGCUUAGUGCGAAAGUCAAAGCACUCAAAACAAUCACCAUCGGCAUCGGGAAUGAGAUCAAAGACUCUGCCGUUCAACUAAGCCAAAUGAACGAUGCAUUCGAAGAAACCACAGGAAUCCUCGCAGGUACAUUUCGUCGUAUGAACAACAUGGCAGAACGCCAAGGUUGUCGAUGGCUCUGGUACAUAGUAUUCCUCAUUUUAGUAUUCUGGUUCUUCAUUGUUGUAUGGUGGUUUAGACGAUGA
Fomitiporia mediterranea MF3/22 is the source of this 432-nucleotide messenger RNA. RefSeq lists its product as uncharacterized. The coding region runs from base 1 to 432 and encodes 143 amino acids. The transcript has 4 exons. Gene Ontology annotation, biological process: endoplasmic reticulum to Golgi vesicle-mediated transport. The record is from RefSeq and is a predicted model, not a curated record. NCBI's taxonomy places the organism in Eukaryota, Fungi, Basidiomycota, Agaricomycetes, Hymenochaetales, Hymenochaetaceae.